AUGACGGAAGUAGUCAACAAGCUGCACCAAUUGGUGGCAGGGGAGUCCAAGAGCGCCCGCAAGAAGAAGGGCAAACAGGAAGGAGCUACCGCAGUACCAGCUGCGCGCGAGCAGGCGUCUUCCGAUGCUGGCGCCGGCGGCUCUGAGGCAGGAAGCAAGGCCAAUGGAACCGACAGCGACAACUCGUACCUUCGCGACGUCCAGAAGAACAUCCGCAACAUCAACAAGAAGCUGAGCGCAACACAAAAGGUUGAUUCGAUAAUCGCAGCAAACCCCGGUGUCUCUCUCGACGAUCUCCUCGCAUCUCGCAAGAUCAACGCGGACCAGAAAGCUCAAGCAGAGAGGAAACCGGGUCUCCAGGCUCAGCUCGCGCAGUACGAGGAGCAAUAUUCAAACUACAAGAAGUACGGCGACGAGCUCGAGGCCAAGUUUGCGCGAGAGAAGGAGGUUCUUUCCAAGGCACACUCUGGUGAGCUAGAGACACUAAGGCAGACAUUCAAGGCGGAGGCAGCGCUGGAGCAACAGAAGAUUGUCAAGGAGAAGCUGUUGACACUGUCGCGCUUCUUGAGGGCGGCUGCUGCGCGUCGCCAACUAGGAGAUGACGACUCGGAUCUCACCAAGGCUUUCGAAGGCGCUCUUCUUCAGGUGUAUGGAGGUGACGCCGGCGCUGUCAUGGCAGCGGAAAAGCUGAUCGAGGGUGCCGAGGAUGGCGUACCAUCCACCGAGGGUGUGGUGCUCAGUGUUAGCUAUUCUCAGCUCAAGCAGGCCGCCCUUGACGAGGCUCCCUUCGCGGCUGAGGAAGCUUGGGUAGACGAUGUUGCUCAGUCGCAAGCUGCUCCUCCCGAGACCGAGGCUGUUUCUGACCUGACCAUUGCCAACGCAGGACUCACUGAGAUUGAUGCUGGAGCAAAGCCUGUCAACGGGACCACAGAGGACGCAUCGGCCGCACCAGCAGCUUCUAGCAUCGGAGCAGGCGCAAAUGCUGCUGCAGAGGCUCAGUGGGACAAGCCUGCUACUGGAGGCGACGACCCACUGACUGAGUCCUUUGAGAUGAUCCCAAGGGACCCCGCCGAGACCGAGACACCACACGUAGCUGCCGCCGUAACUAGCACUCAAAGCUGGGCUGACGACACCCCCGACCCAAGCGCAGCUCCUGCGGCACCCGCACCCGGCAACGAUGGCUUCUCAGAGGUCACCCACAACCGCGGCGGACGAGGACGAGGUCACUCAGGUGGUGAUCGUGGCGGAUACCGGGGUAGGGGCCGAGGUGGUCCUCGGGGUGAGUACCGUGGCGGUCGUGGACGUGGUCGCGGUGAAUUCCGAGGCCAACGUGGUGGGUACCGUGGUCCCCCUCGCGGCGAGUCAUCGUAA
Molecule: messenger RNA, 1371 nt
Organism: Pyrenophora tritici-repentis Pt-1C-BFP
Lineage: Eukaryota; Fungi; Ascomycota; Dothideomycetes; Pleosporales; Pleosporaceae
Product: Mitofilin multi-domain protein
Source: RefSeq, a predicted model, not a curated record